AUGUCCCGUCUAGCGCUAUCGUCGGCUACGCGUCGCCUCCAACAGUCAACAACGCACUGCCAGCGCCCAUUCUCAACCACCCGGUUCUUCUCCGCAUUAUCCAAACCAUCCAUUUCCGGAAGUUCGUCGAUUUACAAUCCCGAUGCCAAUUCGUUUUCCGCCUCAAGGACCCGCUCGAACCAGUAUACUCUUCGCAGAGUGAAUUUUUCUUCUUUAGGUGUGCUGCGGCACCGCGCGUUUUUAUCAUCGACUGUCCGUCCGUCCGCCAAGGUUGUGCAGAAUGCGCGGAAUGAUGAGGAGGGGAAGCCAUUGUUGGUUGGGAUUUCGGAGAGGGCUGCCGAGCGCCUCCGCGAAAUCACAGACCCAACCACCUCGCCCACCACCACAAAAGCCGAAAACCCCUACCACCACCUCCGCAUCACCGUAACCUCCGGCGGCUGCCACGGCUUCCAAUACAUGAUGUCGCUCGAAGCGGCGUCCAAGAUCGACGCCGAAGAAGACACUGUUUUCGAAGCCGAGGCCUCCGUUGGCCCUGAAAGUGGCGAGGCGUUGGUUGUUAUGGAUGGGCCGUCGCUGGAGCUAUUGUCAGGGAGUACAGUGGAUUAUACGACGGAGUUGAUUGGGAGUCAGUUUAAGAUUGUGGAUAAUCCGCGGGCGACGAGUAACUGUGGGUGUGGGACGAGUUUUGAUGUUAAUGUUUAG
Molecule: messenger RNA, 702 nt
Organism: Aspergillus chevalieri
Lineage: Eukaryota; Fungi; Ascomycota; Eurotiomycetes; Eurotiales; Aspergillaceae
Exons: 2
Coding region: 1-702 (233 amino acids)
Biological process (GO): iron-sulfur cluster assembly
Cellular component (GO): mitochondrion
Molecular function (GO): iron ion binding; 2 iron, 2 sulfur cluster binding; 4 iron, 4 sulfur cluster binding
Source: RefSeq, a predicted model, not a curated record